Messenger RNA from Aphanomyces astaci, 2903 nucleotides. RefSeq lists its product as hypothetical. Gene Ontology annotation, molecular function: calcium ion binding. Bases 49 to 2877 code for a protein of 942 amino acids. Lineage: Eukaryota; Oomycota; Saprolegniomycetes; Saprolegniales; Verrucalvaceae. The transcript is spliced from 14 exons. The record is from RefSeq and is a predicted model, not a curated record.
CGACAAGGUUCAAAAGUCCCGUCGCAUUUUUUCCGACAACGACGACGAAUGGACGCCGAACUCCGCGCACUGUUUGAGCGCUUGGACAAAAACCACGAUGGGUUCUUGUGUGUGGACGAUCUUUCCAAGGCCACACGAAGACUUCCACUCAUGGCGGCGUGGCAGUUAGUUGCUGAGAUGGACAAGACAGGCGAUGGCUUUGUGUUCUUAUCAGAGUUCCUUGCGACCAUGCCUCGCCUGUUGACCACUAAUGACGACGACCCGUUCAGUUGGGCAGGCAUUUGGAACUCACAUCGAACCAGGGGCCACCAUGACGACAUGGACUCUACAUCAGCGUCACUUCCUCCUCCGCUGAAGCGACCAGCGUCUCCAUCACAUUCAGUCCAAGUGGAAAAGAAAGCCAACGUGGGCAUGGCACGAAAAUCCGCGUCGAAACUGGGCAUGUUUCUGACUCAAGUGCCUCCAAAUGAAGUGCAAGUUCGCCUCUCUCAGUCGUUUGUGGCGGGCAAAGCGGAGUCGCCGGACGAUACGGCGACGCUGAUUGGUCAACCGCCCAACGAGGAGCCGUUCGAGUCCCCGAAACGGAUGGCCCGGGAAUGCAUCAGUCCGCCAAGCGACAUCCCCCACGAAAAUCCCUUGGACCCUGAACAACUGAACCUGCCGUCGGACGAAUUUCAAGUGGCCAGACCCCAGCCAGAAUCGUUAGUCCAAGUCCAUGGCAUCCCCUCAGUCGACGCGUCAGCCAACGCCUCGGCGGAUUGUUCAUCCCCCAUCUCGCCCCCCGUCGAUCCUUCCAGUACUACAACUACACUCCAACCCGGAGACAACACCAUCGGCAGUGUCAAGGCGGCCAUAGUGCUAUGCCUCGACUCGAUCAAACGAGCGUGUGCCACGUACGCGGACGACGACCUUUCAAACGCCCGCCAGUUGUUGGCCGCGUUAGCAGAUGCCAAAGCCGCGAUGGCCGUGCGUCACAUCCCCCAGUUCUUGGGCGCCGCCGUGAAAUCGUUCGACAAGGCGCGGCUGUCGAUGGUGGCGGACGCUGAAAAGGCCUACAACUUUGUGUCCAUUCAGCAUGUGGAGCAAGCGAUGAAGAUUCGAGCGUUCCGCAAAACGGUGCUGCCGCAAGUGUUUCCAAACCCCCCAGACAACCCCAAGCAAGUGCUGGCUGACCUGUUUCCAGACAUUGUCGCAGAUACCAUCGACCAAAUGUUUGACGCGUGUGCGAACGACCUGCACAGUUGCUUUGAAGUGCUCUGCGGACUGUCUGACUACUCGACGCUGGACACGUCACUGUCACCGAAAGCGUCGUACCUUCGCCGACAACGUGGGAAACUGCCGUCGACUGGUCCAGAGGGCGACCUUAAGCCCGACGACGACUUGCAUGCGCCGCUGUUUGAGGUCAAAGGCUACCAGAAGCCAAAGAAACUGAACCGGUCGAUGGUGUCGUCCGAGCCAGUUGCUGCGUCCAGAGGAUUGGAUGAUUGCCAGUUCUUUAGCAUGCCACCGCCACUCGACGACGGGACGGACACGUGGCCGCCCCUGACGCCCGGCGAGGCCACCGAGGCCUUUGCUGCGUUUGAGACUGCGCAGAACAUGCCUGAAAUCCUCUUGGCGUGGCAAAAAUUCAACGUUAAUCGGUCUACGGUCCAUCACACGAACGUGUAUUCGCAUUUGAAGAGCCAUUUGCUGCCAUCGCUUUCGUUUCUCCACGUGCGUAUCUUUGACAUUCUCGACGAAAAGCGACAAGAAACGCCUUUUUAUGCCCAACACCCCGCACGAUCUAGACGUGUGCUGAUUGUCGGAGGGGGACCAGUGGGCUUGCGGACUGCGAUUGAAGUGGCGCUUCUGGGCGGAGAUGCCAUUGUCGUUGAAAAGCGAGCGAAUUUCAAUCGUGAAAAUAUUUUGCAUCUCUUUCCAUGGGUGGUCCACGACCUCACCAAGCUUGGCGCCAAGGUCUUUUAUCGUCGGUUUUGCAUGUCGUCGUCACAUUUGCAUAUUGGGACUCGUCAAUUGCAAUGCAUUUUGCUCAAAGUGGCGUUGAUGGUAGGGGUCACAGUGUUUGACCAGACAUCGUUCGAAGCGAUCGACGAGGACGGCGACGGAUACGUGAUCCGCACGAACCCCCCGCUUCCGGACCCGUGCCGGCGCGUGAGUGCGCUGGUGGGGGCCGGCGGCAACCGCGACACGAUCGGGCACUUGGUCGAUAUUGGGCGCAAGUCAUUUUCCCCGAGUCCGGCUGUGGGGGCCGUGGUGAUCUUUCCCAAUCGACGCACCAAGGCCGAGGUGACACUUCGCCAGUUUUCAUGGGCCAAGCAGUACAACCAGGACAUGUUUGCCGCACUCAAGGCGGACCUUGGCGUGGAUGUGGAGAACGUCGUGUACUACAGAGACGAAGUGCACUACGUUGUCAUGACGCCCAAAAAGGCCAGUUUGAUUGACGCGGGGGUGCUGGAGACCAAGGAACUGGACUCGGUCAACAGCGACGCCCUGCAGCUGUACGUGCGAAAGGUGCUCGCGUUUCUGCAAAUUCCCGCACCCGACGACGAUCAGCUGGACGCGCAACUGUUUGACUUUAGCCAGACCCGUCGCGCCGAAAAGGCGGCAGUGGUGCUGCAUCAUCACGCCAAGAGCAAACUGUUGGUGGCGCUCGUGGGCGAUGCGCUGCUUGAGCCAUUUUGGCCCCAGGGACUGGGAAUCAACCGGGGGUUCCUCAGCGCCCUCGACACGGCGUUUGCCGUCGCGCGACUGGACAAAGCAGACGACCAGACGCUCCUGGCAGACCACGACAAGCAUUACAAAGCGUGCACCGGGCUCCGACUUCGGGCAAACAUCCGGAGCUUCAACGUCGACCCUGCCUCCCGAUACAAAACAUAACGAUGAAAUAGUCUUUUAUUAUACUA